CCAGGGCGCUAAGAGUCCUGUGAGUUGGGAAGGGAUAGAGUCCCUCACCCCGACCUGCACCUUCUUCCCGCUCUCUCCUCCGGUGCUAGCGCGCCAGGAUCCUUUCCCGAAGUGGAACCAAGGGACGCCCGGAGUUGGGGGACUCUGCGAGCGCCCACGUGACACACAACCCUCAAGGCGUCCUAGGUUUGCAGGGAACAUGGGCAAGCUCAGGGCAGGGCUGUGCCCGGGCCUCUCCGAGGAGAUCGUCCGGCUUCUGAGGGACCGAAAAAUCAAGACAGUGGCGGACCUGGCGGCUGCUGACCUAGAGGAGGUAGCUCAGAAGUGUGGCUUGUCUUACAAGGCCCUGGUUGCCUUGAGGAGGGUGUUGCUGGCGCAGUUCUCCGCUUUCCCCUUAAACGGCGCAGAUCUCUAUGAGGAGCUGAAGACUUCCACUGCCAUCCUGUCCACAGGCAUUGGAAGCCUUGACAAUCUACUUGAUGCUGGCCUCUAUACUGGGGAGGUGACUGAAUUUGUAGGUGGCCCAGGCAGUGGCAAAACCCAGGUGUGUCUCUGUGUGGCUGCAAAUGUAGCCCACAGCCUGCAGCAGAAUGUUCUGUACAUUGAUACCAAUGGAGGAAUGACAGCGUCCCGCCUCCUCCAGCUGCUACAGGCUAGAACCCAAGAACAGAAGAAACAGGCAGGAGCUCUCCAGAGGAUACACGUGGUGCAUGCAUUUGACAUCUUCCAGUUGCUGGAUUUGCUACAGGACCUUCGGGGCACCAUGGCCCAGCAGGCUGCAGCUUCUUCAGGCACUGUGAAGGUUGUGAUUGUGGAUUCUGUCACUGCAGUGGUGGCCCCACUUCUGGGAGGUGAGCAGAGGGAAGGCCUGGCCUUGAUGAUGCAGCUGGCCCGAGAGCUCAAGAUCCUGGCCCGGGACCUGGGUGUGGCGUUGGUGGUGACCAAUCACUUGACCAGAGACAGAGAUGGUAAAGGGUUCAAACCUGCUCUGGGACGCUCCUGGAGCUUUGUGCCCAGUACCCGGAUUCUCCUGGAUGUCAUUGAAGAGGCUGGCACAUCAGGUAGUAGCCAGCGCACAGUGUGUCUGACCAAGUCUCCCCGCCAGCCAACAGGUCUGCAGGAGGUGAUAGACAUUGGGACACUGGGGACUGAGGAGCAGAGCCCGGAAUUGCCUGGCAAACAGACAUGAUGCUGUUGACCGGGAAAGAAGAGACCGCCUCAAGGCCCUUACAGCUUUCCUUCCCAGUUAGCUGUGGUUCGCUGCCACACGGGACCUGACAGUGCAGAGUCAUCAGAAGACAAGCCUCAGUUUCCUCAGCUUUACUGUGUGGAUCUUAUGGAGCCACUGCCAGAGUAUGCUGCAGUGGGAGGGGCUUAGAAGUCUAUCCCGGUCUCAAGUUUUCUUCCUUUCUGUCCACCGUACAUUUCCAGUGGGGGCUGAGGUCACCCUCGCUUGGGACAUCUCUGAAGAAACACAGUAGUGACUGGAUGAACCGCUUCCUGGUCCUGUCACCAUUGGAUCCUAAACCCAUUCCCUACACAGUGAUUGCGCCAGGAAGCCUUUGCUUCUCCAACCCCCAUUUAUUUUGGCCUCUGUUUUUCCACUUGCAAGAUGGUGCUGCUUUUGUCUGAGUUACUCAGUAGAAACAACCUCAGAAAUGUAAACCUCUUUAUAUAUGUCCUACUCUUAUAACUGUAUAGAAAGGAGGCCCUCUGAACCCUAGAGCCCCCUGGGGGGAAAGGCAGUGGGGCUCCCCCAGAAGGAGCAUCCUUCCCUGCUUGCUGCCUGGGUCUCACACACCUGCCUACCUCACCCUGAGAGGGAAGAUCAUGGCUCCAUGUUGUCCCAGGGAUAUAAUUUACCGGGGAGGAAGGAUAUGACCUGCUCCUAGUGAACCAGACACUUGUUUCAUAUGCACGGUGCCCUGUGGGGCCCUUCCUCAGUAUAGAGUAACCGGAGGUGCUGAACUGUGGCCUAACCCAUAAACAGACAGACGGGAAUUUGCACAGUAAAUAGAGCCAGCUGGGAAAAUUGAUGCCGGCGUAAAUAAUACAUGGCAAAUCUAGUCUUUUAUACAGAAAUUCAUUGCUGGUGGCUCUAAGAUGCAGUAUAAUUACACCUCUCGUCCUGCCAGCUGUACCACAGCCUCGUGUCUUAGUGAAUAAAAUAACCCCCUGUCUAUUACCAAGACUGUGGUCAUCCAUCUGAGAGUCAUAACUCUGGCCGAAAGGGGAAGAUGGUACCAGGGAAUGGGAAAUAAAAGGCAGAGUCAAGAAAUUAUCAGGAUUGUUUACGGACCACAGUUUUUACAGGGAGGUCACACUUGGUUAGCCUGCUCUAUAAUUAGCUUCGUAUGAUUUGAUGUGUUACAAGAUGUGAUAUUCGGGGCCAGUGAGAUGGCUUAGCAGAUAAAGGUGCUUGUCACCAAGCCUGACAACCUGAGUCUAAUCCCCGGGUCCCACAUAAUGGAAAGAGGAACGUGACUUUGCAAGUUGUCCUCUGGCUUCUAUACCUUCUGUGUCAUAGCUAUGCCCCUUCACACAUGAUAAUAAAAAUGGAAUAGUUAAAAAUA
Psammomys obesus (fat sand rat) is the source of this 2573-nucleotide messenger RNA. It is a transcript of the gene Rad51d, whose product is annotated as RAD51 paralog D. The transcript is spliced from 10 exons. Gene Ontology annotation, cellular component: Rad51B-Rad51C-Rad51D-XRCC2 complex; replication fork; centrosome. Bases 200 to 1189 code for a protein of 329 amino acids. NCBI's taxonomy places the organism in Eukaryota, Metazoa, Chordata, Mammalia, Rodentia, Muridae. Gene Ontology annotation, molecular function: four-way junction DNA binding; ATP binding; ATP hydrolysis activity. Gene Ontology annotation, biological process: double-strand break repair via homologous recombination; reciprocal meiotic recombination; DNA strand invasion. The record is from RefSeq and is a predicted model, not a curated record.